CCGCCCCCUUCUCCGCGCCCCGCCCCGCGCCUCCGCCGGCCCGGCCGCUGUCAGCUCCCUCAGCGUACGGCCGAGACGCGGUGUAUGCGGAGCCUCUGCGCCCGCCGGCUGCUUCACGUCCUGGGCCUUCGCUUCCCGCUGCCCACCCGCCGGCCGCUGUUCCUCUGCCCUCGCCGCCUCAUGAAGCCGCUGGUCGUGUUCGUCCUCGGCGGUCCCGGCGCCGGCAAAGGGACCCAGUGCGCCCGCAUCGUCGAGAAAUAUGGCUACACACACCUUUCUGCAGGAGAACUUCUUCGUGAUGAAAGGAAGAACCCAGAUUCACAGUAUGGUGAACUCAUUGAAAAGUACAUUAAAGAUGGAAAGAUUGUGCCAGUUGAGAUAACCAUCAGUUUGUUAAAGAGGGAGAUGGAUCAGACAAUGGCUGCCAAUGCUCAGAAGAAUAAAUUCUUGAUUGAUGGGUUUCCAAGAAAUGAAGACAACCUUCAAGGUUGGAAUAAGACCAUGGAUGGGAAGGCAGAUGUGUCUUUUGUCCUGUUUUUUGACUGUAAUAAUGAGAUCUGUAUCGAACGAUGUCUUGAGAGGGGAAAGAGUAGUGGUAGGAGUGAUGACAACAGAGAGAGCUUGGAAAAAAGAAUUCAAACCUAUCUUCAGUCAACAAAGCCAAUUAUUGACUUAUAUGAAGAAAUGGGGAAGGUCAAGAAAAUAGAUGCUUCUAAAUCUGUUGAUGAGGUUUUUGAUGAAGUUGUGAAGAUUUUUGACAAAGAAGGCUAACUCUAAGCCUGAAAGCGUCCUUGAAAUCAUGCUUGAAUAUUGCUUUGAUAGCUGCUAUUACAGCCCCUUUUUAAGGCAAUUUUAAUCUUUCAUAAUUACAUCUCAAUUAAUGGCUGGAAAGUAUGUAGUAAGACAAAUUAAAUUUUUUAGCUUCAGGUUUUUUCUUUUUUGGUCACAGGAGUAGACAGUAAAUUUGGGUCUAAUUUUGUCUUAGCUUUGGUGCUCACAAAACAAAGAAGGGUAUUAGCGAGUUCUUUGUUUUAUUCAAAAAGAAUAGCCCUUUUAUAGUUUGUGCCUUCUGUGAGCAAAACUUUUUCGUAUGUGUGUAAUUAGUAAUGACAUCAUGUUAGGAUUAGGGAUUUCCCACUUCCUUUUCCUGCAGGUUUUAAAUUUCCAACCUGUUAAGAGAAUUUGUGGACCAAAUUCCAAAGAAACUUUUUGUGUAGUCAGUUCUUGAAUAAUGAGUUUGGUAAACAAACUCAUAAAAUGAAUUCCUAGAAGUGUUUUACUACUUAUCAAAUAACUGACCAUUUCCUAUAGAAAGGUAAGGAGACUAAGGCUUUGUUUUACUACGACUGGUGCGAGGCUGUGUGACAGGGCGCAACCUUUGCUCCCAGGGGCUGGGAUUGGGGCACUAGGGGUCAGAGCCUGGCAGGAUUGUCAGCUUUAUUCUGACAUGAAUCUGAGGGGAAGGGGCAAGGAUCACAUCUAAUGACAUGUGUUCCAUAUGCUCUAUUAUAUAGUGUUGUUAAUGAUUAAACUGAUCUUAAAAUUCCUAGCAGUGGAAUUUUGAAAUGCAUGUACUUAGAUUUAUGGUAAAAUGAUUCAGUUAGUGUUUUAGUAACACUUCAGAGUUCGUUUGUUUUCUAGACUAAAUACAGGGUUAGCAUAAAGUAGAAGAAAUCUAAUGGUUAAAUUUCCCAUUUGUAUUUUAUUUUCUUGAAUACUUUUUUCAUAGUUAUUUGUUUAAGAAGAUUUAAAAAUCAUUGCACUUUGGUCAGAAAAAUAAUAAAUAUAUCUUAUAAAUGUUUGAUUCCCUUCCUGGCUACUUUUAUUCAGAAUUUUUUGUUUGUUUGUUUUUGGCAUCGUGUUGAAGCGUUGAAAGGUACAGAAUAAAUAAAAGGCUAUAGAGUCCAAAG
Equus caballus (horse) is the source of this 1910-nucleotide messenger RNA. RefSeq names its product cytidine/uridine monophosphate kinase 1 (gene CMPK1). Gene Ontology annotation, molecular function: UMP kinase activity; ATP binding. Gene Ontology annotation, biological process: 'de novo' pyrimidine nucleobase biosynthetic process; CDP biosynthetic process; UDP biosynthetic process. NCBI's taxonomy places the organism in Eukaryota, Metazoa, Chordata, Mammalia, Perissodactyla, Equidae. The record is from RefSeq and is a predicted model, not a curated record. Gene Ontology annotation, cellular component: cytoplasm; nucleus.